Messenger RNA from Acanthopagrus latus (yellowfin seabream), 1329 nucleotides. Its product is annotated as microseminoprotein, prostate associated. The transcript is spliced from 4 exons. Bases 387 to 776 code for a protein of 129 amino acids. NCBI's taxonomy places the organism in Eukaryota, Metazoa, Chordata, Actinopteri, Spariformes, Sparidae. The record is from RefSeq and is a predicted model, not a curated record.
AUUUUAGCCAUCACAAAUAUUAUGAUGUAUGAACAUAAUGUACUAUAAUGCAGUGUUUGGUACUCAUAUGAAUACAAUCUGUUUGUCACCGCAUUGGAUGUGUCAUUGUUUCUAUCACUGUAGAGGUUCAUGCCCGCUGAAGCGCAGCGAGGUGAUCUCCAGAGUGCCCGACCCAACGCCAAGACACAAGAUUCCCUCCUCUUUACCUCACACAAACCACCACCUCCCCAUUCCCCAAUGGAUGGCACCGCCGACACCUUCCCCAGCCAGGCCUGUGGGCCACAUGACGGCGCCGACCCCACCUCCACUCUGCGGUCGUAAAGCCCUUCAGGAUGUAUAAAUAAGUGAGGAAAGGAAGAAGAAGGACCAGAAGCUGACCAGACCAGAUGAAGAUGGAGCUCAGCGGGCUUAACUUUGCGCUCGCAGCCGUAGGGUUUCUUCUGUGGACCAGCGGUGGCUCUGCUGCACCCAUGGAGUGCCACUUCGACUCCAGAGCACUGUGUGUGUUCGAGGGGAGGCAGUUCUCGCUGGGUGAAACCUGGAUGGACAACGCCUGCAUGCAGUGCACCUGUCUGCACCCUGUGGGCGUCGGUUGCUGCGAGACGGUGCAUCGGCCGGUGGAUUUCCCUGCGUGGUGUGAGGUGCGGGUGGAGCCGGUGACCUGCAGAGUGUCUCUGGUGCAGACGGCCGACCCUCGUCUGCCCUGCUUGCCAGGUGACGACAUCAAGGACCCGAGUCACGGAUCGUUUCAGCUGCAGCAACAGCUGGAGGGGUAGAGGACCACUCCAGACCAGCACCGAUCUUUUCAAUGUUUGCCUGUGAAACCAAUUCUCACUACAGUUAAAUACCAGUAACCAUUUAAUACACAUGCAAUACCAAUAUAAAACUUUAAAAAGCAUCUGUAAGUGUUGGGAUUGUGUCAUCAGUGAAGGAAAUGUGAGUGAAAUGUGAGUCUGUGAAAAAAUGUACCGGUACGUAAAACUGCAGUAUUUUACAGCUAAUUGACAUUUAGAAAUGUUAGGCAUUAGUUUUCUUUACAUUUAACUUCGCUUUCAUUAUAUGUUCGAUGUUAGUUAUUAUGGUAGGCUGUUCGUCUGAUAAGUAUCUGAUAUGAGCUACAAACUAAAAGGAGAAGAAGCUGCAUAACUUUAUUUUAAGACAGAUUGUUUGGGGAGGCUUUCGUCCUGCAGAUCUGAACAUUUAUAUGAAGCCAAAUGCCAUUUCCUUAAUUAUUCCAAUAAUGGCUGAUUGUACAUAUAAGCAAAUAUAUACUGUGCGUAUAUUAAUAUAUACUGUAUAACUAUUCCUGACCUGUUCUCUGCUGUAACU